Apis laboriosa (Himalayan honeybee) is the source of this 2335-nucleotide messenger RNA. Its product is annotated as T-cell immunomodulatory protein. Gene Ontology annotation, cellular component: plasma membrane. The record is from RefSeq and is a predicted model, not a curated record. Bases 131 to 1921 code for a protein of 596 amino acids. NCBI's taxonomy places the organism in Eukaryota, Metazoa, Arthropoda, Insecta, Hymenoptera, Apidae. The transcript has 3 exons.
UUAAACAUUACAUCUUCUAUUCUAUACUUUAUCUGUGGUCUUACUGUCGUCGAUCAAUUAUCAAAACAGGAUGAAUAAGAUUAAUAUAUAUUCGCGAUUCAUUUCACAACGAUAAGAAAGAGUAGACACAAUGCAAAUAGGAUUGAUAAUCGUACAAGUGAUCGCAAUCGCGAUUACGGUAAAAUGCAGCGAUAUUACUUCUGCGGUAUUCGGAAACGUAUUAGACGGCAUGCCAGCCGCUUUCGGUGAUUUUAAUUCCGAUGAAUUGACUGAUGUGUUCAUGUUACGUAAAAAUGGUACGACUGUUGAAAUUUUUCUGGCCGCUGAACAAGAGCCCCUUUUGCGACCAAGCUUUGACUUAAGUUGCACGUUUCGUCGUACAGUCGUUGGUGUGGUGCCAGGUGAUUUUGAUGGAGAUGUAUUUAUGGACGUUCUAGUGAUCACAUUCGACAAGGAAACGAAAUUGUCGUACGUAUACAUACUAUGGGGUGGAAAUGGUCGAUUGAAUUGCACGAACGAAAAACAUCCUCUGCUUAACAUGACAGGUCAACCAUUAGCUCUUGAUUACAAUGGCGAUAUGAUAAUAGAUUUAUUUGGCUUGAACAAUGAGAACAAGCGUACAUUUUGGGUGUUCAAUCAAAGCAGGAAAGCACCGACAGCUAUACCGAUGAAUACAUCACAAAAUGCACCGAUUAGUCAACCUCACUCGAAUGCUUAUCUCGACUUAAACAACGACUUUUUAGCGGAUCUAGUUGUCACUACAAAGAAAUAUUUUGAAAUUUGGCACGGAGUCGAGCAAGGAUUUCAAUUUCACAAACCGAUAUCGUUCCCCUAUGGCAUAACAUUGGAUAAUUUUAAUGGUGUGCUUGGACAAACGCUCUAUUUGGAUGUCGAAUUAACGGGCAAAAUGUCUUUGCUUUUGCCUCUCUGUUUCGAUGAUGCAUGUACAAAUAGUACAAUCAUGAUGUAUUCCGAUGUACAUGGUACAUCUGAUAGAUGGUACAAUCUGAAAGUAAAUUUCAGAGAUGGGGAUAACGUGUUGUGGGGUUUCGUGAAACCUGAUGGACAACGAUACACUGAUACCAUCACUCUUCGUGGCGGUGAUUUCAACAUGGACGGUUAUCCGGAUUUGUUAGCUACGUUAAAAUCGACCACUGGAAAACAAAAACGUUCUUAUCUAUUAGAGAAUGUCGCAUGCGAUUCGUGCGUUGGAUUCGCUAGAAAGUUUGAAGUUAAAUGGCAAGCGUUGAAUCCAUUCCACAAUGAAACCUCUAUGGCGGUAUUUUAUGAUUUUUAUCAAGACGGUAUUUUAGACGUGAUCUUGGUGGAGUUGGAGAAAAGUAGCAACACUUAUCGUACAGUUGCGUUUAAAAAUAGUUUAGAUUAUGAUGCAAACUUUGUCAAAGUGAUGGUAUUGACAGGACGUAACAACAGUAUGUAUCCAAUUUCCCCGGGUUCGCUUGGCAAGAAAAAAAGAACGUACGGAACGAAUCUUCCUGGUCCAUCGAUAGCCUAUCGAACCACCACUCAGGACGGCAGUCCGCGAAACGCGAUUGCUGCUCAAUUGCCGCAGAGCGCACAUUUCUCUCUCAAUUUACCUUACACGACUUUUGGUUUGGGUAGAACGCCCAAUUUUGUCGACGCUCUCACCAUUGGGGUUGGUGGAAAAUCACGAGAAUGGCCGCAAAUUAUUCCCAACUCUCAGAUGGUGGUAAUUCCAAAUCCGAUAGCGGAACCUUGGCGAUGGAAAGCCCAAUUAUUCGUAACACCUAGUAAAUUAAUUUUGCUUAGCGCUGCCGCAUUGACCGGCACCUGUGGUUUAAUAUCCUUGAUUAUCAUCGCUCUGUAUUGGAAAGAGCGAAGAGAAGACAAGAUCGAGAAACUUCAGGAAGCACACAGGUUCCACUUUGAUGCGAUGUAAAGGUCCGAUGUAAAAAUCCGUUGAGUAUCUUUAAGAAAAUUGUAUUUAAUGUAAUAAUUUAAUGUAAUAAUUCGAUAAGUUAUUCCGUUAAUCGAUAAAUAAAUAGAUAAUUCGUUAAAUUAACAAAUAUACAAACAUCUACAAAGAAAUGACCGAGUGAACAAAUAAAUGUAUACAUAUGAUUGGACGCGAUGUAUCAUAUAAAUCGAUAUGAUUAAUGGUACUCGUGUAGGUAGGUAGGUGUAGAUGUGUGUGUAUGUGUGUGUGCGUGUGUGUAUAUGUGUGUGUUGCAAUAUGUUUAAUUUAAAGAAACUUUGGCGGUAUUUUGUACAAUAAGUUUCUGAAAUAUAUCGCGCACUCUCUUCGUUUCAGAUAGAAAAUCGUCGUGAUUAAUAAAAUUGACAAUUUAUUGAU